Soboliphyme baturini is the source of this 312-nucleotide messenger RNA. The record is from the annotation of a GenBank genome assembly. Lineage: Eukaryota; Metazoa; Nematoda; Enoplea; Dioctophymatida; Soboliphymatidae.
AUGUAUCCUACCCUUCGUGACGGGGAUCUGCUGUUGGUCGAUUCGUUAAGCGUGCGUCUCGGGAAUGAUGUCGUUGUGUGUGUAUGCCCUGACAAGCCAAGUACAUUUUUAUGCAAACGGUUAAUCAGGUUCGAAGGAAAGGAUACACAGAAUCACAGCCGUUUUUCGGUAAGUGUUUAUCACGUUUGGCUGGAGGGCGACAAUUUUGUGAACUCUCGUGAUUCCCGUCAGUUUGGUGCCGUUCCUUAUUCACUUGUCAAAAGUCGAGUUUUAUGCAGAGUAAGUACUGUUUUAAGUACUGAAGAAGCGUAG